Messenger RNA from Yarrowia lipolytica CLIB122, 1050 nucleotides. RefSeq lists its product as uncharacterized. The record is from RefSeq and is a predicted model, not a curated record. Lineage: Eukaryota; Fungi; Ascomycota; Dipodascomycetes; Dipodascales. Gene Ontology annotation, biological process: lipid metabolic process.
AUGGUUCUAUCUACAGUCAUUGGAGAAUGGUUCUCCAGAGUUCUUUUUGGAACCGUUGCUCCUUCUCCCCUUACAGCCACUGCCCCCAUCUCUCAGGACUUUUACGACACUGCCCUGACUUUCUCCCACCUCUCCAAUGUUGCCUACUGUAUCAAUACUCCAUUGGAGUCUUUGAAAUCUGACUUCUCUUGCGGAGUAGCAUGCUCUCACUUUCCUAACAUGGAGCUGGUCGAAGUGUUUGGAGGUGAGUUUUUCGAAACCUCCAUCACCGGAUUUCUUUCUAUUGACCAUGUCAAGAAAGAGAAGUAUGUGGUUUACCGAGGAACCUACGACAUCGGAGACGUCUACACCGACAUCCAACUGUCCCAAAGCCCCUUUCUCGUCACUCCUUCUGCCCUAGGAUCGACUGCAAACCUCUGCGAGGGAUGCACUAUUCACGACGGCUGGAACAAGGCUUACAAUGAGACCAUGGGCAUUAUUGGAGACAAGCUGGCUGAUCACGUUAACAGCAACCCUGACUAUCGAUUGGUUGUUACUGGUCAUUCUCUGGGUGCUGCUAUUGCGGUACUUUCUGCUACAAGUCUCAAGGUGAACGGUCAGGAUCCCUAUCUUUACACCUAUGGUCAGCCUCGUAUUGGAAACGCCAACUUUGCCAAUUUUGUCUCCAAGCAGUGGUUUGGCGAAGGAGAUGGUCUCAGCAUGGAUUCUGAUAGACGUUACUUCCGACUGACUCACUGGAACGAUCUGUUUGUAGGAUUCCCCGCUUUCAAGGACUAUGUCCACUCUGUGGGAGAAAUCUACAUUGAUUACUUCACUGUCCAGCCUCCUCUGAACAAGGUCUUCUCUUGUGCCGGUCCCGAGAGUAUGAGCUGUUACAGAAAGGACUUUAACGCUCUUGCUCGGUUAGACAUUGUCAAGAACCACCUGGCCUACUUUGACUGGAUCUCUUUAUGCACUCUCAAUAUUGGACGUCGAGAUCUGGAGAGAGGGCGCAAGUUUGAAGGUACUUGGCUCUACGGAGGUCUUGCCAACGGUUCCACCAUCUUUUAG